CUCGGUUCAAGGUCAUUGAGGCGAAACAGCGGGCGAUUUGGAGAGUGUUUUGCCAUUUUAUCGUGGCUCAACGGACAUUGCGCAUCACUUAUAAUGUUACCAUCUAGGUUCAAAAAGUUGUGCACCUGUUUUACUUCGUAUCAAGAUAUUCCAGCAAUUCUCCUACUAAUAGUACUAUAUGUUUUUCAGGGCAUUUCUAUUGGCAUUUCUGCUGCGAUUCCAUUUCUUCUUCAAUCCAAUUACCGUGCCGGUGGCUAUAAUUUACAAGCAACAUUUUCAAUAUCAGCCUGGCCUCAUGCUAUGAAACUUCUCUGGGCUCCAAUAGUUGAUUCAAUUUACGUCAAUUUUAUUGGAAGACGGAAGACUUGGCUCAUAAUAACUCAGUAUGCAAUUGGAAUUGAGUUAAUUGUGCUAGCAAGUCUUAUCGAUGAUUUGUUUGGACGAGACCCUAACAAAGCAUAUAGUCAGUUAGGAUCACAUCAUCCAGUUGCUAUAAUACCCUUAACUAUAGCAUUUUUCGUACUUACAUUUCUGACAGCUACACAAGAUGUUGCGGUUGAUGGCUGGGCCUUGACAUUGCUAUCGAAGAAGAAUGUUGGUUUGGCUUCUACUUGUAAUAAAGUUGGACAGAGCCUUGGUUAUGCGUUAUCAUUUAUUCUCUUAGUUUGCUUAGAGUCUCCUGAUAUUCCUAACAAAUAUCUUAGACGAACGCCUAUAGCAGACAAAGGAUUAAUAACAUUUUCUGGUUUUCUCUAUGCAUGGGGUUUCGGUUUCAUGAUAUUUAAUACAGUUUUGGUAAUAUUUAAACAUGAAAAAGGCUCGAAAUUGGAUGGGAUUAUACGUCACUUCGUAAAAAGUCGUUUAUUCAGUAAAUCGAAAUACUCGACGCACUCAUUGAACAGUGAGCAGACGGCAAAUAAAAACGAACAAACGGACGGAAGUGAAAAAGUCUCAUUACUUAAUACAUAUAAGACUAUUAUUGGUGUUAUCCAACUGAAACCUGUCGCGUUGUAUUUGGUAUUGUUAGUUUCAGCAAAGGUAUGUGCUUUUGGUACAUAUAGAGCAACAAGUUUAAAGAUAAUCGAACAUGGUUUUUCUAGAGAGAAACUGGCAUUAUUAAAUCUUGGAUUUUUGCCAAUGGAUUUUUUUUUACCCUUCUUAUUUAUGCGCUUUACUACUGGACCGAAACCAUUGACUUCUGGACUAAUGAUAUUUUUACCAAGGUUACUGACAAAUUGUUUAUUUAUUCCAAUUAUUCAUUUCAUACCGCAUUUUCGAAUGAUUUCAAAUGAUACCUUAAUGAUGAAUAAUUCGAAUAUGACAACAUUAAAUAAUUACACAACCAAUAAUAUUAAUAAUAAUACAAUUAUUCUAAUGAAAGAUAAACCAACUUAUUCAUUUCCAUUGAUAUUCUAUGCAAUAAUAAUAAGUGGCUUCCUUUUGGAUAAAAUUACAUCAACAAUUAUAUAUGUACAGUUUCAUGCGUUUCAUGCCAAAAUAAGUGAUCCGAUUAUUGGAGGAACCUAUAUGACAUUAUUGAAUACUGUAGUAAAUCUUGCUGGUGCUUUAGGAACUACUGUCUCUCUCGCUCUAAUAGAGCGUUUGACAAUUCAUUCAUGUACGAAAAAUGCCAGUCAUUCUGGAAUACAUACAAACACUAGUGGGAUAUUUUUAAAUAGUUCAUUGGCUACUGAAAAUACCACUUGCUAUGCUUUAGAUGGAAAUAACAGAUGAAUGUUGGAUAACUGUGGGAUCCAGAACGCGUGAUUCGUCCUAUUCAAGACUCAUCAACUGUAUGCACUUGUACUGGAUCAUAUAAUUUAAAUGAUAACAAUAUACGGGUGUGCGUACCUAAAGGAAGCGUCCAAAAACAAAGUUAAUAAUUGAUUAUUUUGGUAAUCGAGUAACAUAAUUAAAUUGUUUUUGUCUGUACAACUGAAGGUGUUAUUAGGGUUAAUUAAAAUGAUAUUGAAGACUAUUAUAAGUAAAAAACAAAAGAGUUACGAAAUAUGGAUUAGAAGAGGAGAGUGUCUUCUGUUACAAAAGUAUAUGAAAUGAAAAUACUAAUAAUAGAAGGCUAAGGCGAAGACGAAUCCUAUUUCUUUUGUAUAGAAAAAUCCAUAGCUAGCAUUCACUUUUGCCUAGUGGACGAGAAUAUUCACCAACCUGGUUCUAAAACAGUGGAAAGAUAGUGGUUAAGGUUUCCGUCUUUGAUCAUUUAAUUGUCUGGAAUUAUUGAACUUACCCUUAACCCUGAAAUGAACAUGUUGGCACUGUAGUUUGUGGACGAAAUAAUGGAACAUCUUUUGUUUUUUGAGCAAAAUUCAUAUAUAAAUAUGGCUACAGAGCAUGUUUACAUUAUAGGUGAUGUCAAUUCGUAAUGAGAACACUAAUCUUUAACCCUUGAGUGAUCAGUCCGAACUAGGACUCAGAAAAACCUCUUUUAAUUCUUUUACAGGUUUGAAAAGAUGGAAAAUCUGUAUCUGUAUUACAAGUUCAUAUAUCGUUAUUGUUUUGGUGUACAGUCAGAGUAAUCUAUAGAAGACAAUUAUAGGUUUACUAAUUGUGUAAAAUUAGUUUACACUUUACAAUAUUAUUGUUUUCUUUCCCAUAAAAUGCCCAUUUAUAAAAGAUGUUUUAUUGCAAACUUGCUGGGAAUUCGUAACGGUUAUUACCAUAAUAUGACUAACUUAGGUCAUUAAGUUCAACAAACAUAAAAAGUAAUCAUGAAGAUAGAUGUGUUUUGUUAAGCUUUUCUAGUUCAAUGUAACACUCACAAACAAAGUGGUAAUUUUUAAAAAUUAAAGUAUUCACUUCUUUGUCCAGAUAACGUCACUAAAAUUUUGUCUUGAAACUCAACACAUUAGUUCUUACAUUUCGUCACUUUUAAUGUAACAGGAAAGCAACAGUUUUCGGUAACUGUAUGUAUACCAAAUUGUUGAGAAUCAUGAUAUUUACAUGCAUACGAUAUUUUCUUUCAUUAUAUUCACCUAAUUACUUCACUAUUCUUUUUCUUGUUAUGUUUGCAAGAUUUUAAUUAUUACAGGAAAUUGAUUAUAUAUAGAUAGAUAAAUGUCUAUAAACUCAGUGUAAAAUAUCAACUUUAAUUUACUUUACUUUUUCUUUUCAAUUCAAAAUAGACAUGUAUUAAUCCAAUAGAAUCA
This is a messenger RNA of Schistosoma mattheei, 3164 nucleotides long. The record is from the annotation of a GenBank genome assembly. Lineage: Eukaryota; Metazoa; Platyhelminthes; Trematoda; Strigeidida; Schistosomatidae.